ACAAGAAGCAACUACAGGCGCAACAAGAGCAGGAGCGCAUGGCGAAGAAAGAGGUAGAGACGCAGAUGCAACAGUUCAUUGGGGCCAGCGCAGAUAGCGCAUAUAUUCGCGCACCAGAAAGAGCCGUGAGAAGAUAGAGAGUAAAGAUGAGUCAACUCUAUAAAGAUGCAAUUCCAUGGCAAGAGAAAUGUGGAUGAGGCGAAAAAUGGUGUCCUAUGCCGGCUUCAAAUUGCGCAAACCAGCAAGUCUUCAAAGCGAAUAUUGUGAAUGCAACAUGUCUCGCAAGUCUUCGCAUCACAUUCCCACCUGGUCUACAAUAGGCCUUUGGAGUCUCUUCACCACAUUUCAUCAUUCUCUCUCAACGCAUCAUAAGAUACUCUCAAAGCUGGACUUUCAACCACCUUUGUAUCCAACAGAACGUCAUCACAACAACAUGCCACCAUUCUACCCCUACAUUCCCAGCGCCGUCGCGCCCACGCCAACCCACAACUGCAACUGCGCGCCUUCUAUGUCUCCCUUCUCUUUGCUUACGCCGAAGGUCACAUCGUCAGUAGACUCCGUCGCAACAUCCUUCUCGACAUUAGUGUCCUCACACACUAUUGAGGACAUUUUGCACCGAAUCUCCGCGGCAGAUACCCCUGCUCAACCUACCUCAACACUUGAUUUGGUUAUGAAAGCAGAAGCCCCCGGAUCUGAUGGUGGCGGUAUAUCGACUGGUGCUACUAUCGGUAUCAUUAUUGGUGGGAUUGUCUUGCUGCUCGGUAUCGCUCUCGUUGUGGUGAAGGUGCUUCGUUAUUGAGUAAAGAGGGAGGCGUGUUGUGAAAAGUUGUUGGGAAAGGAAGGGGCUAGAUUAAGCAGAGAGUUCCAUGGUUGUAUAGCAAUGAGGCUAUUUUUUUUUUCUAGAUAUUGA
Alternaria alternata is the source of this 910-nucleotide messenger RNA. RefSeq lists its product as hypothetical. The transcript is spliced from 2 exons. Bases 176 to 799 code for a protein of 207 amino acids. The record is from RefSeq and is a predicted model, not a curated record. NCBI's taxonomy places the organism in Eukaryota, Fungi, Ascomycota, Dothideomycetes, Pleosporales, Pleosporaceae.